This is a messenger RNA of Epinephelus moara (kelp grouper), 1405 nucleotides long. RefSeq names its product piwi-like protein 2. Gene Ontology annotation, biological process: regulatory ncRNA-mediated gene silencing. Gene Ontology annotation, molecular function: piRNA binding. Lineage: Eukaryota; Metazoa; Chordata; Actinopteri; Perciformes; Serranidae. The transcript is spliced from 8 exons. Bases 1 to 939 code for a protein of 312 amino acids. The record is from RefSeq and is a predicted model, not a curated record. Gene Ontology annotation, cellular component: P granule.
AUGCAACCCAAUAUGCAGCUUGUUGUUUGCAUCAUGGUAGGCAACAGAGACGAUCUCUACAGUGCCAUCAAGAAGCUCUGCUGUGUCAAAAGUCCCAUCCCAUCCCAGGCCAUCAACGUCCGGACAAUAUCCCAGCCACAGAAGCUGAAGAGUGUUGCCCAAAAGAUACUCCUGCAGGUGAACAGCAAGUUGGGAGGAGAGCUGUGGACUGUCAAUGUUCCUCUGAAAAACUUGAUGGUAGUGGGAGUUGAUGUCCACCAUGACACCAGCAAGGCACAUCAGUCAGUAAUGGGCUUUGUCGCAAGUUUGAACAGCUCACUGACUCGCUGGUACUCCAGAGUGACAUUCCAGGCACCCACUGAGGAAUUGAUCAACGGCUUCAGAGUUUGCUUACUGGCUGCACUGCAGAAGUACUACGAGGUGAACCACAACUUGCCAGAGAAGAUUGUGGUGUAUCGGGAUGGUGUGUCAGAUGGUCAGCUGAGGAUGGUGGAGCAGUACGAGAUCCCACAGUUGAUCAGAUGCUUUGAGACUUUUCCCAGCUAUGAGCCCAAGCUGGUCUUCAUUGUUGUCAAAAAGCGCAUCAGCACCACCCUCUACUCCUGGGCGGCAAGCAGCGUUGGUACACCUCCACCUGGAACUGUUCUGGACCACACCCUCACUCAUAGAGACUGGGUGGACUUCUUUCUGAUGGCACAUCACAUUCGCCAGGGCUGUGGACUUCCUACUCACUACAUCUCUCUGUACAACACGGCAAACCUCACACCAGACCAUUUGCAAAGGCUGACUUUCAAGAUGUGCCAUUUGUACUGGAACUGGCCAGGCACCAUUCGUGUUCCAGCACCAUGCAAGUAUGCCCACAAACUGGCUUUCCUGUCUGGUCAAUACCUGCACACAGAGCCAGCCAUCCAGCUAUCAGACAGGCUCUUCUUCCUCUAAGCUGCACCAGUUACUGCAACAAGCAAACUGCUGAAGUCAAAGCAAAACCAGCUGUGAUGAAAAACAGUACUGAAACACCCGAAUGACAAACCCCUCAUUUGAAUCAAUGAGGGAUUCAUUAUUAUGUCUCAUUUUAAGCUUUAAAGUAUUGUAGGUUUCACCUAGUAUUCUCAUAUGGAUCAAGCCUUUAAUGCUAAUGUUUCUUAAAGAGCUGGCCAGCCUAUCACACCUUGAUAAAAGCUAACUCUUCAUGAAGGUAACACUGUAUUGCCUUACUGCAGAAAUUGUGUGGUAUUAAUGUUUUAAUUUCAAGUGUAGUUGAAAAAAGGGAAACAUUUUUGUUUGAAAUGAUUAUUGGCCCAAAGUUGGCAAAGUUUUACUUGAGUUUUGAGUAUUUUUAGCCUCUGUUCAUGUGGCAUAAUUAUUGGUCAGUUUUGUUGAUGUUCAGACACUUCAUCUGUGACUG